Drosophila erecta is the source of this 2483-nucleotide messenger RNA. RefSeq names its product MAP7 domain-containing protein 2 (gene Incenp). Gene Ontology annotation, cellular component: meiotic spindle midzone; nucleus; kinetochore. Bases 141 to 2405 code for a protein of 754 amino acids. NCBI's taxonomy places the organism in Eukaryota, Metazoa, Arthropoda, Insecta, Diptera, Drosophilidae. Gene Ontology annotation, biological process: meiotic spindle midzone assembly; mitotic cytokinesis; positive regulation of protein serine/threonine kinase activity. Gene Ontology annotation, molecular function: protein serine/threonine kinase activator activity. The transcript is spliced from 6 exons. The record is from RefSeq and is a predicted model, not a curated record.
GCUGUUAACUGUCAACAGUGCACAACUAACAGUCUGUUAUCAUAUGCUGACGCGCGUCUCGAUUGCCGCCAUUUGAAAAAAACGAAAAAAUCGAAGGAACCGAAUCCGGAUUUGCAGUUUGUCAGAUACAGUCGCUAGAUAUGGAGGACAUCUUGGGCGUGCUGGGCUCGCUUUCGGACCUGCGCAGGGAGCUCGAGGUCCUGCGCAAGGCCCACUUCGAGGAGCUGGACCACCUCUUCUACGGCACGGGCCAUCCGGAGGCGGAGGUCAAAACGAGGGACAGUGCUCCGGCGGCGAAGAGUCAGGAGAACCCUUCGGUGACACCGCAGCAGACGAAAAAGCGCCCCAAGCGACUCACCUCACUGGCCGAGGAUCAGAAUGAGCCCGAGGCAACUCCAGACACCACGGCUAACUCGUCAGCCCGUCAAGGCACUCGGGUCAGCAACUCCCAGCUGCUGGCCAUUGCCGAGAACGAGCACGACUCCACGGCCUCGCUGAUGCCGCCUCCGCCUGUGCCCGUCUCGGCGGACACCAGCCUCGUCGCCGGAAGGCCCCAGCGCGCCGCUAAGCUGAAGGGCGAGAAAUUACUCAAAGAGCCGACGCUCAACCGUAAAAUGCGCAGGCCCAGCAACGAGGAGUUCGUAAAGAUCAAGAUUGAGAGCGAGCAGCGUGUCUCCCAGUUCAACAGCUCCACCAGUGGACGGGCGUCAGAGGUGAAGAAACUGGAGGAGGCAGAGCUAGAAGACCCAGCAGCAGCCGCAGUGCAACAAAAGCCUCCAGAGGAAGACUCAACAACUGCGGACGUCAACACCACCAAGACACUCCGCGUGAAGAUAAAACGCGAGAAACAGAGCAGCGAAGGAUUGCCCCCGGUAACUGAUGCGGUCCCCGCGGCAAAUGUGACCACCGUCUCCGUAACAACGGAGGCAGCACGACCGGACGAUACGGUGGCCAGCAACACCACGACGUCCGCGGAGGUAUCCAAGAAGGGCCGCAAGAAGAAGAAGGACGCGGAAAGCCACCGACCCAUCAAGGUAGAACGCUUCAGCGACCUGGACAAGAACUCGCCAGUCUCGUCGCGCACUCGCAAGUGUAGCACCGAUUCGCGAACGAAUCCGGAGCGAUCAAUAUACAAGGACGCUCUCGAGGGUCCGCCCGUUGCAGAGCAAUCUGCGGCUGCAGCUGCUCCGGCUGCUGUCAAUGAGACCGUAACGAUUGCCAACGCCAACGCGACCAUGGUACUGGGUCCGGCGCCGACAAGCGAAAGCCCAAUAGGACCGGCUGGGGAUACCACUUUUGAGGUGCACUCCAACGAAAAGAGGUCACCUGUAGGUAAGCAAAACAGCCUCCUUACGGAGGACGAGUCGGUGGAGGAGAAGCGACCGACGACCAAGCUACUCUCGAGCAUCAAGGCUAUAAAACUGCCUACCCGUACACAUGAGCUCUUCAACCCACUGCUUCAGAGUCCGGUGAAAAUGCGCGUAGAGGCGUUUGAGAAUGCGGCAAAUGCACAGAACUUGCGCCCUAAGCGGGGAAAUGAUCUGCAGGGCACGCCAGGAUCAAACAACACUCCCAAAAUUGGCAAGCUGCCUGCUCCAACUAUGGGACGCUUCUUCACGCCCACUCAAACGACCAGUACGCUUCCAUUGAGCUCGGCGCAGCCCAAAAAGGGACCAGCCAGCGCGUCUAAGGCCACUACUCUGAUGAAGACCGCCACCGGUACGAACCUAAAGUCGGUCAACUCCACGUCCACAAAAACGCUAUCGCGCGAGAAUAGCGGGGACGACUUCCGCAAGGGUCUGCACAACCUGGCGGAAGAGCGCAAGAAGCUGCGCGAGCAAAAACACCAGCAGGCUGCCCAGCAACGCGAAGCCAAGGAGCGGGAGCGAGCAGAGCGUAUGGCCAAGCUGGCCGCCGAGCGCGCCAAGAAGCAGGAGGAGCGAAAGCGAAUUGAGGAGCGCAAGCGGCAAGAGCUGGAGGAGCUGCAGCGGAAGAUGCGCCAGCAUGAGGAAGCCGAGGCCCUUAAAAAGGCCAAGCUCAAGGAGCUGGAGCAGCAGAAGCUGCAGCAGCUAUCCGGCGCCAAGUCCAAGAAGAUGCUUCCGCCACCGCCGAAAACCAAGUACACCUGGGAGAUGCUGCACGAAGACGACUCCACAGACGACGAGGGCAAGGUCACGCACAAGCGUCCUCCUGCACCCACCUGGAGUCGAAGCCAUGUAAGGGGAGAGGCAAUAGCUAUGCAGAGCCACUGCCCAACCGACAUCAUCGACAGCUUCUUCUCGGUGGCGCCCACCACCCCGGACCUGAAGCAGAUAUUCCCGAACAUCGAUCCCAGCCAGCUGAAGCGAAACUCCAGCGUCCUGUGGUCCACGCCGCCGCGCUAUUCCGAGCUGCCGAAAUACUAACCAAGUAGUCCUGCUCUCUUCUCCCUUCUCCCGUAAUGCACAUGUUUAUGAUCGAAUAAAUAAAGUUAAUUGUGAAAA